UGACCUCUACUCCUACUUCCUGAAGAUAAAACAGCUUCUGCUGAACCAAGUCUGCAUUCCUAUCUUGAGAUCAUCCAUGAUGAGCGGCCAUCUAACCCAUCGCUGGAGCAGAAGAAAGGUUGACCUCUGGCUGGUGGUCUUUUAGUACCAGCUCACUGGGAUCUCUGGUCUGCUCAUCUUCUUCCCAAGUGGAAUGAAUGGUUCCAUGGUUCUAUUUCUAAGCAGAUUUUCAGUAUACUGUUCCUUCUGAGUCUGGGCUUGUCUUUCUUCUGGGGCCCAUGCAUGAGAUGUCCUGAACAUUCUGAAAUUGGAUUUUCCUGUGUGAGCUCACUUUCUGUUUAUGAUCCAGCAGGUUUUGACUCCCUCAAGACUGGGAAGGUGAAUUCUCAGCUUCCAAUGGCAUAACCUAUCUUUCCUCACAUGCAGCCUGUGGAUCCUAAACUGGGGGUGGGAAUUCUGGUACAGAAAUGUGAAAAAGAAAGGUAAAAGAAAAUUUAAAAUUCACAUAGAAGGAAACAUUUUAAAGUCUCCAAAUUCGAAAACCUGUGAAUCCCUAAGGGAUUAUUCCCACUUGUUAAACCUCACUGGGCUUUCCAGGCAGGGCAGUGUUGGAAGCACUUUUAGCACUGGCAGGUAUGGCUGUUUCAAAGUGCUAUCACAGAGCAGCGUGGGGGCAGCCGAGUGGCAGUGGAUAGAGCACUGGGUCAGGAAUCCGAGUUCAAAUCCGACCUCAGACACUCCCUAGUUAUGUGACCCCCUUUGCCUCAGUUUCUUCGUCCGGAUGACCAACCAGUCCAGCAUCUCUCCAAGAAAACCCCAAACAGGGUGAGGGAGAGUCGCACGGGGCUGAAACUAGUCAACAACAAGAAAUCAUAGAGCACCGAGGAAGUCUAGGUGCCCCCCCCGUCACAGGACAUUUUUGACCACCAGGGGGCAGCCGAAGCUCAGCCGGCCAGGCCCGCAUUACCCACGUUCUACCCGCGGGUACAACAAACAUCGUUCGUAAUUCUUGGCUGAUUUUGGCUCUGUGCCCCUAGAUCCUGAUCCCUCGCUUCCUUGUCCAUUGAGGACCCCUCAGUUACUCCCAUUUAGAGUAGUAACCCGAGCUUCCAAAGGGAGGGAGGGCCUGGCGCACCUCGGCAAAGGAGCGUUGUGGAUUCAGGGGCUGGAGGAAUGAGAGGGAGGAAGAGGGAGUGGCCCCCAUACGCUUCCAAGACAAUCUCUGUUCAAGGCAGAUGGACGAGGGGGGUGCAAAGAAAACGAAUCCCUCCCUCUUCUGUACGAGCCCUGGUGCAGAAGCGGUGCAUUUGGAGCUGAUCCAACACUGGACGAGGGAAGGGGCUUGGCAUGAGCCUGGGCUCUGGGGGGGCCGGGGGGGGCGUUUCCUUCUCGGCGCCGCGUCCGAGGAGCUCUCCACGUGGAAUUAGAAGGAAAGAAAGAAAGGCCGCUUCCUCCAAGAAGCUGGCCAGGAUCGUCCGUGAGGAAGGGCGACCGACCGUCCUCUCUCAGGGACGUAGACAACGGAAAGCUACACGGUCGGCUUUAGACCGUGGCCCGGCCCCCCACGCACGUGCGCUUCGCCCAGGACCAGCACGAGAAGAGGCGGGCGGUGGCCGGGACGGUAGCGAAUGGGGAUGGGGGAGAGGUAACAGAACAAGUGAAACGAAUUUGGCGAUCGCAGUGGAUACGGUGGCCGGGAAGGGACCGCGCACAGUUUGCAGGGCUCAUCGGACGGGGGCGUGGCCAAAGGUGAGAUUCGACGGUGGCCGCGAAGGGACUAAACGUCUGGGGUAUGGGAGAGGAAUCGCGACGAGGGAAAAUGGUCGUGACCAACGGCGGGGGCGUAGCUCAGGACGAGUUGGACGGUGGCUGAGGAGGGACCUGGCCAUCGGGAGGGUGGGCCGCGGUUCUCGCAGGAAGGGAGCGGGGGUGCGGCAGAUGGGCAGGAGGGGAAGCGGGAAGCCCCAAGGACCUGCCCUAUGGGCAAAGGUGACCAGCAAUGGCAGUGUUGGAGGAGACACACCCACAGAGACCCAGCAACAGAACCGAGCCCCGCAGGCCGCUCCGAAUGCCUGGCAGGUCAUCAAAGGCGUGCUGUUCAGGAUCUUCAUCAUCUGGGCCAUCAGCUGUUGGUUUCGUCGUGGGCCGGCACCGCAGGACCCAGCCAGCCCUGGGGGAGCCCCCCGGGUGCCCAGCCGAAACCUCUUCCCAAAAGACACUUUAAUGAACCUGCACGUUUACAUCUCCGAGCAUGAGCACUUUACAGACUUCAAUACAACCUCAGCGCUGUUCUGGGAGCAGCAAGACCUCGUCUACGGGGACUGGACCAGCGGUGAGAACGCGGACGGCUGCUACGAGCAUUAUGCCGAGCUGGACAUCCCGCCGAGUGUGCAGCAGAACGGCUCCAUGUACAUCCAUGUGUACUUCACCAAGAGUGGCUUCCACCCAGACCCCAAACAGAAGGCUUUGUACAGGCGGCUGGCCACUGUGCAUACGUCACGAAUGAUCAACAAGUAUAAACGGAGACGAUUUCAGAAGACGAAGAACCUGCUGACGGGCGAGACGGAAGCUGACCCUGAGAUGAUCAAGCGAGCAGAAGACUUUGGCCCAGUGGAGGUCAUCUCCCAUUGGCACCCCAACCUCACCAUCAACAUUGUGGAUGACCACACGCCCUGGGUGAAGGGCAGCGUGCCUCCACCACUGGACCAGUAUGUGCAGUUUGACGCAGUGAGUGGGGAUUACUACCCCAUCAUCUACUUCAACGACUACUGGAACCUGCAGAGGGACUAUUACCCCAUUAACGAGACGCUGGCCAGCCUGCCCCUGCGCCUCUCCUUCUGCCCCCUGUCCCUGUGGCGCUGGCAGCUCUAUGCGGCCCAGAGCACCCGCUCGCCCUGGAACUUCCUGGGAGAGGACCUGUACGAGCAGUCGGAUGAGGAGCAGGACUCGGUCAAGGUGGCCCUGCUGGAGACCAACCCCUACCUGCUGGCCCUCACCAUCAUUGUCUCCAUCGUACAUAGCGUCUUCGAGUUCCUGGCCUUCAAGAAUGACAUCCAGUUUUGGAACAGCCGGCAGUCCCUGGAGGGCCUCUCGGUCCGUUCGGUCUUCUUUGGUGUGUUCCAGUCUCUCGUGGUACUUCUCUAUAUCCUUGACAAUGAGACCAACUUUGUGGUCCAGGUCAGCGUCUUCAUCGGCGUCCUGAUUGACCUGUGGAAGAUAACCAAGGUCAUGGAUGUCCGGCUGGACCGAGAGCACAAGGUGGCUGGUGUAUUCCCCCGCCUGACCUUUAAGGAUAAAUCUACAUAUAUAGAGUCCUCCACCAAAAUUUAUGAUGAUAUGGCGUUCAGGUACCUGUCCUGGAUCCUGUUUCCCCUCCUGGGCUGCUAUGCUGUGUACAGCCUCCUGUACAUGGAGCACAAGGGCUGGUACUCCUGGGUGCUCAGCAUGCUCUACGGCUUCUUGCUAACCUUUGGCUUCAUCACGAUGACUCCCCAGCUCUUUAUCAAUUAUAAGCUGAAGUCGGUGGCCCACCUGCCCUGGCGCAUGCUGACUUACAAAGCCCUCAACACUUUCAUUGAUGACUUGUUUGCCUUUGUCAUCAAGAUGCCCGUGAUGUACCGGAUUGGCUGUCUUCGGGAUGACGUGGUUUUCUUCAUCUACCUUUAUCAGCGAUGGAUAUAUCGGGUGGAUCCCACACGGGUGAACGAGUUUGGCAUGAGUGGGGAGGCGCAGACAGCUGUGGCAGCCCUGACGCCGCCAGCAGCCCCCAGUGGCGAUGGCCCCCUCUCUGGACGGGACCAGGGGCCCGCCCCCAAACCGGCAGAGGACAAGAAGAAGGAUUAGUCUCUUUCCCCUGGUUUCCCUGGCCACCAACAUUCUUCCUGUUCCCCCCCCCCCAGCUCACUGUGACCCCCAUCUCCCCUGCCCUGGACAGACGGGGAGGGAGGGAGCUGGCAGGGGGCGGGGGAACGCUCCCCUGUUGUGAUAUGGGGGGAGAAGGCAGAGGAGGGUUGGGAAGGCCAAUGUUGGGGGCGUGGGAAGCAGGGCGCUCCCUGCCUGUCUGUCCCUAUGUGGGUUCCAGCGCCAUCUGUAAUCAUUGUAAGCCAUCGCAUCAUGGCGGGGAGGUGGGGUGGGAGGGGGCUGAGGCCCCAGAGCUCUCCCUCUCAACCCCUAGAUCCAUCUCUCAUCCCUUCCCACGUCCCUCCUCCCCCAACACAGACUCUGGAUUUAAUAAAUUCAUAUGGGUGUUUAACUUA
Phascolarctos cinereus (koala) is the source of this 4256-nucleotide messenger RNA. NCBI's taxonomy places the organism in Eukaryota, Metazoa, Chordata, Mammalia, Diprotodontia, Phascolarctidae. The record is from RefSeq and is a predicted model, not a curated record.